This is a messenger RNA of Anolis carolinensis (green anole), 6092 nucleotides long. Its product is annotated as KIAA2013 ortholog. The transcript has 2 exons. The record is from RefSeq and is a predicted model, not a curated record. NCBI's taxonomy places the organism in Eukaryota, Metazoa, Chordata, Lepidosauria, Squamata, Anolidae. The coding region runs from base 856 to 2655 and encodes 599 amino acids.
UGGCCGGCUCCUCCCAUCCUGGCUUCCCGGCCGCGCGAGACGGUGACACCGACCAGGCCGCGAGAGGAGCCGGGGCCUCGAUUAGCCGCGCCGGCCGGGGGGCGUGACGUAAAGCCCGGCUUGGCUGCCCAGCCUCCCUUCCUACCUCCCGCUCGCUCCUUCCGCUCGGAGAUUUGAGGCAGCGGCGACGACUAGGCCGCCAGCGCAGCCGGGGACUCGAGUACCUGCAGUAACCGGGGGGCAUGAGGUAAAACCCGGACUGUAUGCCGAGCCUUUCCCGCUCGCUUCGCGGUGUAUGAUCCUCACAUUCAGGCCGCAGAUGAAGCCGUGGACUGGAGUAGCUGCCGUGAGGUAAAACCCGGCUUGGCUGCCGCGUCCUUCCCGCUCGCGUCUCCUCAGCGGUUACACAGAAACUAACGAGUUGGGCCAGAAACGAAGCCGGGGACUCGCGUGGCCGUGGCAGCCGGCAACAGUCUCACUCCAGAAGCGAGAGUUAGGCCGCAAAGGAAGCCGGGGAUUCGCAUAGCCGUGCUAGCCGAGGAGGGUGAGCCCAAACCCGGCUUGUCUCCAAGAGCCGUCCCGCUUCGUCAAAAAAAUUUUCUGCCUUUGUUUUAUUUCCAUCUCGUCACCGUUUUGUUCCUUUCCUCAUCCGUGAUGACUUAUUAUAAGGGAAUGACGACUGUAGGAGCUGAGUAGUGGUGGCGACUAGGCCGCGAGUGAAGCCAGGGACUCGCGUAGCCGCACUGGCCGGGGACGGCGACUCCAGUGGCGGCCGGUCCUCCCACUCCAGGCCGGUGCUUUUGGGCCCGACAACCACCUUUUGGACAGCAGCGUUUCCUCUCCAGUGGCGCCUCCAUGUGGCUCCAGCAGCGGCUGAAGGGCCUCCCGGGGCUGCUGUCGAGCAGCUGGGCCCGGCGCUUGGUGGCCUUCCUGGCCUUCCUGUGUGUGGCCUAUUGGUACCUCGGAGGGGCCUUGCCUGGGCUUUGGGCCUGGAGGCCUGGGCAGCCAACGGGGCCAGGCCUUUGCUUGCAGGCCGAAACCCGCCAUUGGCUUGCGAUGAAGGAGCGCGGCGAGGCCUAUCUCCUCCCGCCGGACAGCCAAACCCAUUUGCCGCCAUCUUUGGUAGGCAACGGCUACAUCGUACUGGACGUUGGCUCUAACCGGCUCUGGCUGACCGCUCCGGCGUCCGGAAACGGCCCGUCACCCACGGCGGCGGCUCCCGUUGACGUCCAAGCUUUGGCUCGACUCCGUUUCGUCGGCAACACCGCAAACGAAGCUCAAUCAACCGCCGUUGUGUUCCGAGAUGGCUCCGUCCGGUCGGUGCGUUGCUUCGCGAACGGUCAAGCUUGCAUCACCAUCCGGGAAGAGGUCCUCGCGCACCGCAGCCGGCCACAUUUGUACGUCCAGCGCUUGACCAUCGUCAACCCUACUGACCACUGGGCUUCUUUCGAGGUGUCCGGCCUCAACAGCGCCGCCGAGGAGCAACGCAGUGACCGCCGGGUCUUGGGGUCCUCCGGCCGGGCCGUCUCACCGUCCGGAACGGCCUUCUUCUUUGCCAUGGCCACAGCCGCCAAGGCGCUGUCCAGCCGUGUCCAAGUGGGGCCCAAGGCCACGCUGGAGGAAACGCUGCUGACCGUUGUGGUCCGGAGCGCGGUCGAGGCCGGGCGGUCCGAGAAGGAGGCCCUGGCCAAGCUGCGAGAGGCUGCCCGCAAGGAGCUGGACGAGGCCCUGCGCCUCCCCACCGAGGACCUGCUGCAGGAGCAUCGGCGUGCCUGGGCCGACCUCUUCGUCUCUGGUGUGGAGGUGCGGAAGGUGAUGGACGCGCACACCCCUGCGGGCGACACGGUCAACCUGACGCUGUACUACGUGCUGUCCACGUCCCCGGCCCCGCUGCUGGACCCCUCGGUGGGGUCCGAGGAGCGGGAGCGGAUGGAGGCGUCGCUGGGCUACGCGGACCCCUGCUUCAGCGGCCAUGCCACCAUGCACGCAGGGCCGCUCUGGCCGGGACCGCUCUCCUCGGUGGCGCAGGUGUUGCAGCUGACCGGCCUGUGGCGGCUGACCCUCCAGAAGCGGGGCUGCAAGGGCCUGGUGGCGGCUGGGGCCCACGGCGUGGUGCAGGGCAUGGUGCUGAGCUUCGGCGGGCUCCAGUUCACCGAGAACCACUUGCAGUUCCAGGCCGACCCGAAUGUGCUGCGCAACAGCUACGCCUUGCGCGGGAUCCGCUACAACAAGGACCUGAUCAACCUGGCCGUGCGGCUGGACGCGGAGGGGAAGCCCUUCCUUCACGCGGCGGUCGAGGUGCAGGAGAAGCCCGUGCGGCUGUACGCCUGCGAGGGGGGCUGCGCCAACGACCCCGUGGAGCUGACCUCCCAGCCGCACGGGCACACCUUCCCCGUCAUGGUCACCCGGCCCAUCACCCCGCUGCUCUACAUCUCCACCGACCUGGUGCACCUCCAGGACCUGCGCCACACGCUGCACCUCAAGGCCAUCCUGGCCCACGAGGAGCACAUGGCCCAGCAGGACCCGGGCCUGCCCUUCCUCUUCUGGUUCAGCAUCGCCUCCCUCAUCACCCUCUUCCACCUCUUCCUUUUCAAGCUCAUCUACAACGAGUACUGUGGGCCCGGGGCCAAGCCGCUCUUCCGGAGCAAAGUCUAGAGCCCUCUCGGACCUCCGGAAGCAGUGUUCCUUGCUUUGGAAUCAAUAGACUGUGGGUUUGGGGAACAGCCACUGUUCUAUAGCAAGGUCUAGAACCCGUUCAGAGCCCUCUUCCCUUGGAAUCGAUGGACUGUGGGUCCGGGGUCAAGAUGCUGUCCUGGAGCAAAGUCUAGAGCCCUCUCGGAGCCCCUUGCUUUGGAAUUGAUGCACUGCUGGUCUGGGGCCAAGCUGCUCUUCCGGAGCCAAGUCUAGAACCCGCUCAGAGCCCCGGAAGCAGUGUCCCUUUCUUUGGAAUCAAUAGACGGGGUUUGGGGAACAGCCGCUGUUCCAAAGCAAAGUCUAGAACCCUUUCAGAGCCCCAGAAGUGCCCCUUGCUUUGGAAUUGAUGCACUGGUCUGGGGCCAAGCUGCUCUUCUGGAGCAAAGUCUAGAACCCGCUUGGAGCCCCAGAAGCAGCGUCCCGUUCUUUGGAAUCAAUAGACUGUGGGUUUGGGGAACAGCCGCUGUUCCAAAGCAAAGUCUAGAGCCCUCUCGGAGCCCCUUGCUUUGGAAUUGAUGCACUGCUGAUCUGGAACCAAGCUGCUCUUCUGGAGCAAAGUCUAGAACCCCCUUGGAGCCCCAGAAGUGCCCCUUGCUUUGGAAUUGAUGCACUGCUGAUCUGGAACCAAGCUCCUCUUCUGGAGCAAAGUCUAGAACCCACUUGGAGCCCCGGAAGCAGCGUCCCUUUCUUUGGAAUCAAUAGACUGUGGGUUUGGGGAACAGCCGCUGUUCCAAAGCAAAAUCUAGAACCCUCUUGGGGCCCCAGAAGUGCCCCUUGCUUUGGAAUUGAUGUACUGCUAGUCUGGGAACAGCUGCUGUUCCAAAGCAAAGUCUAGAACCCAUUCAGAGCCCUGGAAGCAGUGCCUCUUCCCUUGGAAUCGAUGGACUGUGAGCCCAGGGCUAAGCUGCUAUUCCGGAGCAAUGUCUAGAACCUGUUCAGAGCCCCAUAGGCAGCGUCCCUUCCUUUGGAAUUGAUGUAUUGUGGGUCUGGAGCCAAACUGCUAUUCUGGAGCAAAGUCUAGAUCCCCUUCAAAGCCCUGGAAGCAGCAUCCUUCCUUUGAAAUUUAUAGAAUUUCAAGGGAAGAGUAGAACUAAAUUGUAAUUCAUCUUGUUGGGAUCUUCCCUUUGUUCUGGAGCAAAGUCUAGAGCCCUUUCUGAGCCCUGGAAGCAGUGUCCCUUCCUUUAGAAUUGCAACACUGUAGGUCUGAACCCCUAAUCUGGAGCAAAGUCUAGAACCCAUUCAGAGUCCCAGAAGUAGCGCCUCUUUCCUUGGAAUUGAUAGGCAACUACAGGAGUAGCCCCAAAUUAGAAUACAUAUUUCUGGGAUUUUCCCCUUUAUUCUGGAGCAAAGUCUAGAACCCUUUUGGAGGCCUGAAAACAUCCAUCCAUUCAACUAUAUAGACAACUUUGGGGAGUAACGACAAUGGAAGAGUAGAAAUUGUAAUGCAUCUUGUUGGGAUCUUCCCUUUGUUUUGGAGCAAAGUCUAGAACCCAUUCAGAGCCCCGGAAACAGCACCCCUCGAUUGGAGUUGAUGUAAUGUGGGUCUGAACCCAAGCCGCUGCUCCUUUGUUCCGGAGCAAAGUCUAGAACCCUUUCGGAGGCCUGAAAGAAGCAUCCUUUCCUUUCAAACAUAUGGACAACUGGGGAGAAACUACAAGGGAAGAGUAGACGUAAAUUAUAAUGAAUCUUGUUGGGAUCUUCUCCUUUGUUCCGGAGCCAAGUCUAGAACCCAUUCAGAGCCCCAGAAGCAGCGUCCCUUCCUUUGGAAUUGAUGUCUUGUAGGUCCGGAGCCAAACCGCUCUUCCCAAGCAAAGUCUAGAACCCGUUCAGAGUCCCAGAAGCAGUGCCACUUUCCUUGGAAUUGAUAGGCAACUACAGGAAUAGCCCCAAUUUGUAAUACAUCUUUCUGGGAUCUUCCCCUUUGCUCUGGAGCAAAAUCUAGAACUCGUUCAGAGACCUGGUAGAAGCAUUCCUCUUUGGAAUUGAUGUGAAGUCUAGAACUCUUUCGAAGCUCAGAAAGCAGCCAUCUAAUCAAAUUUAUGGACAACUCUGCGGAGAAACUACGUACAUCUUGUUGGGAUGUUCUCCUUUGUUCUGGAGCAAAGUCUAGAACUCUUUCGGAGGCCUGAAAGAAGCAUCCUUUCCUUUCAAACUUAUGGACAAGAAGCUUCCUUUCCUUUCAAACUUAUGGACAACUCUGGGGAGAAACUACAAGGGAAGAAGAGAAGUAAAUUAUAAUGCAUCUUGUUGGGAUCUUCUCUUUUGUUCUGGAGCAAAGUCUAGAACCCUUUCGGAGGCCUGAAAGAAGCAUCCUUUCCUUUCAAACAUAUGGACAACUGGGGAGAAACUACAAGGGAAGAGUAGACGUAAAUUAUAAUGAAUCUUGUUGGGAUCUUCUUUGUUCCGGAGGGAAGAGUAGAACCAAAUUGUAAUUCAUCUUGUUGGGAUCUUCUCUUUUGUUCCGGAGCAAAGUCUAGAACCCUUUUGGAGGCCUGAAAGAAGCAUCCUUUCCUUUCAAACUUAUGGACAACUCUGGGGAGAAACUACAAGGGAAGAAUAGAAGUAAAUUAUAAUGCAUCUUGUUGGGAUCUUCUCCUUUGUCCUGGAGGGAAGAGUAGAACCAAAUUGUAAUUCAUCUUGUUGGGAUCUUCUCUUAUGUUCCGGAGCAAAGUCUAGAACCCUGAAAGCAGCAUCCCUUCCUUUCAAACUUAUGGACAACUUUGGGGAACUAAAGAGCAGCCCCAAAAGUACAUGUCAAUCCAUCUUUUGGGAAAUCUUCUCCUUUGUUCCGGUGCAAAGUCGAGAACCCAUUCAGAGACCCCGGAAGCAACAUCUAUCCAUUCGAAUGUAUCGACAACAAGGGAAGAGUAGAGGUAAAUUGCAAUGUAUCUUGUUGGGAUCUUCCCCUUUCUUCUGGAGCAAAACAUCCUUUCCUUUUUUGAAUGUAUGAACAGCUUUGUGGAGAAACUACAAUGGACGAGAAGGCAAAUAUAAUGUAAACAAUGGAAAGGUUUGCAUUCUAUGGGCAAAGACGAGGGCGAUAAUGAGAUAUUAAUGCAACUCUUUUCAGGUUCGAUCGCAUUGGGAAACGUAAUGUGCAUAACUACUGGAAUCCUAGGAAUAUAUAUGAAUAAAUUUCCCUCUUGUGCCUUUUCCCCUCCACUGAUUUAUAGCUUCACAUCCUCUAUGACAUCAAAUCACAUCAUGACUUUCUUUUUGCUGUUCAAGCCGAUAUUUGGCCUGGUUUGAUUUUGUUGUUUUGCUCUCGCCAUUUGAUUUGCGUGCGCUUUUAAUUUAUUGUUGGGGAAACGAUUGUUGCGGUCCUUUUAAAAUACCAAAGGUUGAGCUUUGUUUUGAUUUUUUUUCCGACAUUAAUAAAUACAUUUCUCUCAAAUCGA